AGGAUGGUCCCUUUAUAAGGGGACAGUUUCUCCCUUACACUUCAGUCUGCUUCAUAUCCCACUAGAUUUUCGCAGCUCUAUAAUAUACAGCUGAACUUCUUUUGGGCCUUUUUUUCUGGAAUUCCUCGAUGGCAUCAAAGAUGAAGGACAGGAAGAGGACUCCCAUUUCCCACAAAGUUAUUGAGAAAAGACGGCGGGAUCGCAUCAAUCGCUGCCUAAACGAGCUGGGAAAAACGGUACCGAUGGCGCUGGCUAAGCAGAACUCUGGAAAACUAGAAAAAGCUGAAAUCUUGGAGAUGACUGUUCAGUACCUGCGAGCUCUCCACUCUGCAGAUUUCCCCCGUGGAAGAGAAAAGGGCGAGUUGCUGGCUGAGUUCGCAAACUAUUUCCACUAUGGAUACCAUGAAUGCAUGAAGAACCUGGUGCACUACCUGACAACAGAAGACAGAGCUGAGACCAAGGACAUCAAAUACGCGCGGAUCCUCGCCUUCUUGCAAUCCAAGUCCCGCGCGGUCACCGAGCCGGUAUUUGGCUCUUUGGGCUCGAUGCAUGAAUCACCAGACUACAUCAGCCAGCUGCAUACCUCUCCAGAGCAUCCGAGCCACAGCCCUUCGGACUCAGUGUACCAGCAGAGCGCACCGGGACACUUUUCAUGGCACGGCUCUGGUCGCAGUCCGGGAAUCUCCUAUCCAGCGAUGCCGCUCUCUGCGCACACGCAGCAGCAUGGAGGAUACAUGUCACCGGUGCAGGGACUAGAACAUCAUUACUUCAACUUCAUAGGCCACAGUCAUCCGAAUACGUUCAGUUUACACAGCGCUCAGCAUGCCAUGUAAAAUAAAUCAGCCUUCCUCUAUUUUAACUUAUAUUUUUAGAUAAUGUAGAUAUGUUGUGAAUAAAAACAUUAUUUUCUAACUAAAAUCAUCCUCUUAUUUUUUAAUUAGGUAACACGCUGCAUGCAGCAAACAACUACAAAUAGACGUUUUUAAAAAUGUUUGCUACGAGUAAAUGCAUCUGUCCCUCUUUCCAAGACAGCUCUCAAUGCCAGUUUCAGUAUAUAGUUGUGAAAAUGUAGCAAUAGGUUUAAGGGCAAGACAAAAACGCAUGCGUCUGCGCUGAAGGAGCAGUAAGAGAAGAGUUACUACAAACAGGGACGGUCUGAGAUUGCACAAGGCCCCAAACAGAAUUUAACUUUUCCUUCAUUGAAAAAAAUAAGUUAAUCCGCCUGGGGAAGCUGGCCAAAGUUAAAGGAUGAAACCGAGAUUAUCAGCAUAUAUUUAUGAAGAUGGAUCCUGGAGUAGCACUCUUUUUUAUCUCAUCAAAAAGUUGCAAAGUGAUGAAUGAUAAAGUUAAAGCUGCAUUAGACCUGAGUGGUUACUAGUUCCAUUUACUCAGUUACAUAUGCUUGAGUAACUUUUUGAGAUAUGAGUACUUUUUUGCAUUAUGCUUUUUUACUUCUGCUUGAGUAGAAAAAUGAUGCAGUAUUGUUAUUCUUAUUUGAGUAAAAUAAGGUUAUACCUUACCCAUCAUGAGUAACUUCUGUCAUAGAACAACAGGCCUAUCUUAAACAAAAAUAAACCAGAGAGACAAACGCCUAAA
This is a messenger RNA of Cyprinodon tularosa, 1596 nucleotides long. RefSeq names its product helt bHLH transcription factor (gene helt). The record is from RefSeq and is a predicted model, not a curated record. The transcript has 4 exons. Gene Ontology annotation, cellular component: nucleus. Bases 129 to 833 code for a protein of 234 amino acids. NCBI's taxonomy places the organism in Eukaryota, Metazoa, Chordata, Actinopteri, Cyprinodontiformes, Cyprinodontidae. Gene Ontology annotation, molecular function: DNA-binding transcription factor activity, RNA polymerase II-specific; protein dimerization activity; RNA polymerase II cis-regulatory region sequence-specific DNA binding. Gene Ontology annotation, biological process: anterior/posterior pattern specification; regulation of neurogenesis; regulation of transcription by RNA polymerase II.